GCAAGAUAGGCAAGAUGCUGUCUCGCAUAGCACUCACCAGCAUGUCCUGGAUGCUGCUCUCCUGCCUGAUGCUCUUUUCUCAGGUUCAAGGUGAAGAUUCCCCGAAGGAAGCGCCAUCACCACGCAUUAGUUGUCCGCAAGGCUCCAGGGCUUAUGGCUCCUACUGCUAUGCCUUGUUUCGGAUACCACAGACCUGGUUCGAUGCAGAACUGGCCUGCCAAAAGAGGCCCUCAGGGCACCUCGUGUCUGUUCUCACUGGAGCUGAGGCUUCGUUCCUGUCCUCUUUGGUGAAGAGCACAGGGAACAGCUACUCGUACGUCUGGAUUGGGCUCCAUGACCCCACCCUGGGUGAACAACCCAAUGGAGGUGGAUGGGAGUGGAGUAACAGUGAUGUGAUGAAUUACCUUAACUGGGAGAGGAAUCCAUCCACUGCCUUAGACCGUGGUUUUUGUGGCACUUUGUCAAGAGCUUCAGGAUUUCUGAAAUGGAGAGAUAAUACCUGUGAUGUGAAGCUACCCUAUGUCUGCAAAUUCAGUGGAUAAGCUUAUCCAAAAACAAACAGCUUGCAUUUGUCUUGAAGCUCAUCACAGACAAGAGUCCAAAUGUAAAGAGCAUCUCCUAACCACAGUUCAUAUCAAAUCCCACAUCUGCUCUUUUUAGAUGCUGUCAUAGUCAUGUCAUGUCUAUAUAGGCUGGGGUGGUCUCAA
Arvicola amphibius (Eurasian water vole) is the source of this 707-nucleotide messenger RNA. Its product is annotated as regenerating islet-derived protein 3-beta. Gene Ontology annotation, molecular function: oligosaccharide binding; signaling receptor activity; peptidoglycan binding. Bases 15 to 542 code for a protein of 175 amino acids. NCBI's taxonomy places the organism in Eukaryota, Metazoa, Chordata, Mammalia, Rodentia, Cricetidae. The record is from RefSeq and is a predicted model, not a curated record. Gene Ontology annotation, biological process: antimicrobial humoral immune response mediated by antimicrobial peptide; positive regulation of cell population proliferation; response to peptide hormone. The transcript is spliced from 6 exons.